AUGGAUUUAGAAAGAGUUACAACUUCAAGACAAGGCCGAAGAACAAGUAUGCAAAACUUAUCUGACAGCAUUGGGACACUUAACAGAGAAAUUUUGCAAGGAGUCCAAACUUUAAGAAGUCAGUUGACUUAUGAUGUUUAUGCCCACAAUCAAAAAUUAUCAUCAUUGGCUCAAGAAUUAAAUCGCUUACAGCAUGCUAGAUCCCAACAAAUAGUUACUAGAAAUGAAGUGCAAGAGCGGCUGCAGAAAUUUUUACACACUCACAAGCAAAAUAUAAUGCAACAAACAGCAGUUUAUAGAAACAAUGCUCAUCAAAAAUCAGAAAAACUAAGAGAAGAUAAUGGGAAAAUUCAAAAAGGAUACAAUAAUCGAGCUUCUAACCUCAAAACUCUCUUAAAUGAUACUGCAGAAAUAAACCGUUAUUUAGAAAGCCAAGAAUCUGUUUUGCAGGAUACGUUGAAUUCUCAUGAAACGUCUACUCCUUUUGUAAAUUUUAUUAAUGUAUGGAAAAAGAAAAAAGAUGAUAUAGCCAAAGUGAUUAAAGAUAAAAACGACUUUUUAAAUGAAAUGGACUCAAAAUUAGACCAAGAUUCUGCCAAGCUAAUUGCAGAUUUGACAAUCUUAUCAAAUAACUUAGAUCGCUCUCUUUCUCUGUUAGAAAAGAAAUGCGAGUUUUAA
Blepharisma stoltei is the source of this 678-nucleotide messenger RNA. The record is from the annotation of a GenBank genome assembly. NCBI's taxonomy places the organism in Eukaryota, Ciliophora, Heterotrichea, Heterotrichida, Blepharismidae.